GUUAAACAUAAUGACUCUGAAAGAGUGAAAUUGAUAACACUUUGGAGCACGAGUGAGAGAAAAUGAGUUCCAUUAGACAUUAAACAUUCAUGACCAAAGGCCUCAUAACGAGACAGUGAACAAAGCCGUACGAGACACUAGCCAUCCUAAAGUAGACCAACAAUAAAUAACCUUUAUCAGCAAAGGCUAUUAUUGCACGCAGGUCAAGGUUCAGCAUCUCGUGUGUCAAGUCAACAAACAACACCGUUCACAAGUAACAUCGUCCGUCAACUCUUCACUAUACUGAAGACAGGGCUCUCUUCACCCCCUUUGCUCGGGUCGAGACACGAAAAAAUGAAGUGGUACGUUUUUGUUGUGUUAACUAUUGUUCUUCUCGACGUGUGUGUGGAAAGCCAGAGUCAAAGGAGAAAGAAGAAGAACAGGAAAUACAAUAUAGUAUCUGACAAAAGAAAAUGGACAGUGUUUCAAUCGUAUAACAGAAAUGAUGCCAUUCCUACGAUGCAACCGACUCCUAGCGCGAACACCAGCAUUGGGGGUGGGACCCCCUUCAACGUGGGGGGUAUCUUCCCACAUCUGACCCUAACCGCCGACAGCGAGGGUCCCCGGUCUGAAUGUGGGACCGGAGCGUUGAUGCCGUGGGCGGACAAGCUCUACGUCGUCUCAUAUCUCUCCGUCCCUGACGGCGGCAACGGGACGGGACUCUACUCCAUCGACAGCGACUUUAAGCUAACCAAACUAGCGAACCAUCGCUCGACGUAUGCCAACCGUCUCCUGCACAAAGAAUCCAAUCAGAUUGUCAUCGGAGCCUGGUUGAUAGAUGUCCAUGGCAACGUGUCCACAUUUCAAGACUUGUUGCAUGUCCGAGUUGCAGCCACAGCAGAACACUUAACGGACCCCAAAAAUCUGGUGUACAUGCUGGGCAUGGAUGGUCCGCUGUGGGAGUGUAACGUCUACAACUUGACCUGUGUCCAGCUAUUUGACCUGGUUCAGACACUAGGGAUUCCAGCCAAUGAGGGCGAGCAGCCCCACUUCAAGGCCGCUCACACCAUGAACGACAGACUCGUGGUGACGAGCAACACUUUCGAAGAGGCAGACUUUGAAGGCAUUCAAGAUGGCGGGCGUCUGGCAGAGUGGAAAGGCCCAGGAAGCAACUGGACAAUCCUAGCGAAGACGGCGUUCGUCGAGGUGGCUGGCAGAAGGAACUUCGGGAAGGUCAUCUACGCUCUCGGCUGGGACUACCGUUCCGUCAUCCUCAAGGUCUUUAAUGGCGACGACGUCGCUUACAGAAACUGGCAGACCUAUCGUCUACCAAAGGCUAGCCAUGCAUACGACCAUCUGUGGCAGACGGAAUGGCCCCGCAUCAGAGAGGUCGAGACUGAACGCUACCUAAUGGACAUGCACGGAAUGUUCUAUGAGUUGUCUCCCCUUGGUUGGGCCGGAAGCACGUGGGGUGUCCGACCAGUGUGUCAGCACUUGAGGAUGAUCCCCGACUACACGUCGUUCAGAGGGAUGCUGGUCCUAGGUGGAAACCAGGUAUCCUCCAUCUUCGACAACAACGUGGUGACGGGGCAGGCCCAGUCUGGUCUAUGGUUUGGGAAGACUGACGACCUGUGGGGGUUCGGCAAGCCGCAGGGGUGGGGCGCUGUGUGGAGGAGGGACAGGGUGGAGGCGAACACCGUCUCCGACCCCUACCUUAUGACUGGUUUUGACAAGAAGGUGCUCUUCAUAACGAUCCUCAAUUCUACGUCAUCAAGUGUGACGUUUGACGUUGAGGUCGACAUUACGGGCGCUGCAGCGCACAUGGCGGGAGAAGAGUGGUUCCCCGUGGUGAGUCUGACUGUGACGAAAUCCGAUUUUUUCGUGUUUCCCACUGGCUUCAGUGCCCACUGGGUGAGGCUGGUAGCUCACCAAGAAGCUGUGGUGACUGCCUACUUCCACUACACCUAGACAAAUCUUCUGUAGAUAUUCUUUUCUCUUCUUGUUUAUAAGUUGUACAACCAUGUUAACUUGGUUCGGUUGAAAUAAAUGUUUCAAAAAUGUG
This is a messenger RNA of Haliotis rubra (blacklip abalone), 2041 nucleotides long. RefSeq lists its product as uncharacterized. The record is from RefSeq and is a predicted model, not a curated record. Lineage: Eukaryota; Metazoa; Mollusca; Gastropoda; Lepetellida; Haliotidae.